Trypanosoma cruzi is the source of this 471-nucleotide messenger RNA. RefSeq names its product mannosyl-oligosaccharide 1,2-alpha-mannosidase IB, putative. The annotation marks the transcript as partial. The transcript has a single exon. Gene Ontology annotation, biological process: endoplasmic reticulum mannose trimming; carbohydrate metabolic process; mannose trimming involved in glycoprotein ERAD pathway. The record is from RefSeq and is a predicted model, not a curated record. Gene Ontology annotation, molecular function: mannosyl-oligosaccharide 1,2-alpha-mannosidase activity; calcium ion binding. Gene Ontology annotation, cellular component: endoplasmic reticulum; membrane. NCBI's taxonomy places the organism in Eukaryota, Euglenozoa, Kinetoplastea, Trypanosomatida, Trypanosomatidae.
AUGUGUUCUGGGGGAGGCGGUAAAAAGGGCCCUGGGCCCGCGGCAUGCAUUUGUUUGUUGGUAGCAUUGCUGCUGGUGACGGCCGUGUGCGUGCGUGGUGGGGGGCCCGGUGGAGGUGUGGGCGAGGAUGAGGGAGAGGGUGGCGGUGCGUGGCGCAGCACCGAUGCCUUGCACCCCAUUGAGGCCGAAAUGCGGCCCUACGUGCGCGAGAUGAUAGGGCACGCCUUUAACUCCUACAUUAAGUAUGCCUUCCCGAAGGACGAGUUACGCCCGGUGAACGGGGCAGGGAAGAACACCAUGGGCGGCUACGGGUGGACGCUGAUCGAUGCGCUCGACACGCUGGCGGUCGCUGGGUUCCACACGGAAUUUCGUCGCUACGCGAGGUGGGUGGAGGAGAAUGUGAGCUUUGACAUUGACAUCACUGUGUCUGUGUUUGAGACGACGAUUCGGGCACUUGGCGGACUUCUUGCG